AUGCCUUCCCCAUCAGCUCUCAUGGCAACCCACACCGACGAAGAGUCUACUCUUCCCCCCAGCAACCCCAUCAUCAUCAGCACCGGUGAAGUCCUCUCUCUUCUGGGAGCCCUCAUAACCCUGAAGCUUCUCCACGCUGUAGCAUUCCUAUUUCGCCUUGACAAAAGUCGGAAACGACCACUGAAAAGCCCAGUCGUUAGAGCUAUUGUUCGCAGAGAGCAACUUAUCAUCAAUAUUUUCUUAUCCGUCAUGCCCGAGGGUGUCUUCCGCUCACCCACAAUCCCGGAUGCAAUUGAGAUAGCACAUUUUCCAUCAGUUGAUGGGCCUGCAGAUGAGAGCCGGACAUCAUCUGAUGUGCAGAGACCUCUUAUUCAUACCUCACCUUGUGUACCAACUGGAUUUCGUCUGUGGCAGUGUGGGUCAAGCCGCGGCGUGGAAGCUUUUCCUUCCAGCCAUCAACUCCUAGAGUCAGGACAUGCAGCAAGCGAAAGAAGCAGUGCACAACGGUUACUCUGCGCCAACGAGGAUGAAGAACAGGGAUGUUUAUCUGUCUCUCACACCGAUUCUCCUAAUGUGAGCCAGACAAGCGUAACUACUUUGAACCCAGAGUACGCUGCAUUCAGGGCUGAGAGACAGCGCUUAAACCCCGCCAGUCGGCCAUGGUCUGUUGACUCUGUUGGGUUGCCUUUAAUGAACGACUCGUAUGCGAUCUUGAUAUUGGAAGAGGUGUCAAGGUCAGCUCCGUCAACGGAGGGUUUUCCUGGAAGAUUUUCUAUCAGCGAAGGGUCGUAUGGUAAUACUUUGUCUAUGACGCCACACUGUACAAGAGGUCGGAGUGUGACUUCUGUGCGGCCGUUUUCGGACCUGUGA
Aspergillus caelatus is the source of this 870-nucleotide messenger RNA. RefSeq lists its product as uncharacterized. The record is from RefSeq and is a predicted model, not a curated record. Bases 1 to 870 code for a protein of 289 amino acids. Lineage: Eukaryota; Fungi; Ascomycota; Eurotiomycetes; Eurotiales; Aspergillaceae. The transcript has a single exon.